AUGGGAGUUGUGUUUCUGAAUCCAACCUUGCCUGUAGUGGCUAAGUUUCCAGGGUCGACAAAUGAGCUUAAGUGGUGUUGCAUUAAUAAUGGGUCUUCCUGGAAAAAUAGGAAGAAGAACAGUGUUUGUUGGCAGAGCAAUGGAUAUGUGACAACUUCUGGUGGGUUGUCCUCUCUUUUGACGAAGAGAUUGAUGCUGAUACCAACCACAGGGAAGAAGAUCGAGCGUGGAAGUUGUCUGGUGAAUGCAGGAAGCAUGGACUUAUCAUCAAAUGAGAAUCCUAAAGAUGACAUACAAGUGAAAGAUUUGGAGACCACUGAUGGUGUUGGGAUUGUUAAGUUUCUUAGAGGAAAGCGGUUUUUUAUUACUGGUGCCACUGGCUUUCUAGCAAAAGUUCUCCUGGAGAAAAUUUUAAGGACAGUGCCUGAUGUGGGUAAGAUCUUUCUCUUGAUUAAAGCGCAAAACAAGGAGGACGCAAUGAACAGAUUGAAGAAUGAAAUCAUAAACGAGGAACUUUUCAAAUGCCUGCAACAAAUUCAUGGGAAAACAUAUCAAUCAUAUAUGCUGAGCAAGCUGGUUCCUGUGAUGGGUAAUAUCUGUGAAUGUAAUAUUGGAAUGGAAGAAGAUAUAGCUGAACAUGUCUCAAGGGAAGUCGAUGUAAUCAUAAACUCAGCGGCCAAUACUACCUUUGAUGAAAGGUAUGAUGUUGCUCUGAAUAUAAACACAAGAGGAGCAUCCCAACUUAUAAGCUUUGCGAAGAGGUGUAAGAAACUUAAAGUCUUCCUGCAAGUGUCGACUGCUUAUGUCAAUGGUCAAAGACAAGGCAGAAUCUUGGAAAAGGCCUUCAGCAUAGGAGACUGCAUAGCAAGGGAGACAAUGAUUACUUCUGAAGCCCCUUCUACAUCUCUCCCUGAUCUGUUGGAUGUUGAAGGUGAGAUAAAGUUGGCUAUCGAAGACCAUGCAGUGGCACAAAAGAUGAAAGAAUUGGGCUUAGAGAGGGCCUGCAUGCAUGGGUGGCAAGAUACUUACGUAUUCACAAAGGCCAUGGGUGAGAUGCUGAUAGGCGAUCAAAGAGGAGAUAUACCGGUGGUUGUUAUCCGGCCGAGUGUCAUUGAAAGCACCUACAAUGAACCUUUCCCCGGAUGGAUGGAAGGAAAUAGGAUGAUGGAUCCAAUAGUGUUAUCUUAUGGAAAAGGCCAGCUCACAGGUUUUCUUGCAGACCCCAAGGGAGUCCUUGAUGUAGUCCCUGCCGACAUGGUUGUAAACGCAACAUUGGCAGCCAUGGCAAAGCAUGGUGCAUCAGGGAAACCUGAUAUGAACAUUUACCAUGUUGCUUCAUCUGUUGUGAACCCACUACUAUUUGAAGACUUGGCAAGAUUUUCCUAUGAACACUUCAGUUCCUCCCCUUACAUGGACUCAAUGGGAAGACUAAUUUAUGUCUCAAGACCGAAGCUGUUCAGUUCCAUGGAUGAUUUCUCACAUGAUUGGAGAAAUGCCAUCCAAAGAAGCCAGCAAGUACUGCCUGCAUCUGCUGCUUCCAGUGGAAAACUAUCUCGUAAACUUGAAAUUGUACGGAAGAAAACAACGGAGCAAGCUAAGUACUUGGCUAACAUAUAUGAACCAUACACUUUCUAUGGAGGAAGGUUUGAUAAUACAAACACCGAGAAGCUUAUGGAGGAGUUGUCUGAAGAAGAGAGGAAGAAUUUUGGAUUUGACGUAAGGAGCAUAGAUUGGCAACAUUACAUCUCAAAAAUUCAUAUUCCAGGUCUGAGGAAGCAUGUCAUGAAAGGAAGGGGGAAUGCCCAAUAUUAA
This is a messenger RNA of Macadamia integrifolia, 1812 nucleotides long. Its product is annotated as fatty acyl-CoA reductase 2, chloroplastic-like. Bases 1 to 1812 code for a protein of 603 amino acids. The transcript is spliced from 9 exons. Gene Ontology annotation, cellular component: intracellular membrane-bounded organelle. Gene Ontology annotation, molecular function: alcohol-forming very long-chain fatty acyl-CoA reductase (NADP+) activity. Gene Ontology annotation, biological process: long-chain fatty-acyl-CoA metabolic process; suberin biosynthetic process. The record is from RefSeq and is a predicted model, not a curated record. NCBI's taxonomy places the organism in Eukaryota, Viridiplantae, Streptophyta, Magnoliopsida, Proteales, Proteaceae.